AUGGAAUUGGUUUUCGCAAUUUUGACCGCCCUUUUCACCACUGGAUUCGCCAGAAAUGUGACAUUUCACAGGGUUCCUGAACCAAUCGAAGACCACUACAUCGUUGUGAUGAAGCCGAAAGAAGACGUGGUCGCUGUCAAGAAGCUAAUCCAACUAGAUCGGUCUGGAAUCUUCAGAGACUCAUAUAUCAAGCACACCUACACAACGGCCAUUAAUGGCUUCUCCGCUAAACUAUCAGAGAGAGCUCUCGCAAAGCUCUUGGCUCGGGAUGAGAUCGACUACAUUUCGCAAGAUAGUAAGGUCACCGCUACUGCUGUAGCUCAAUGGGGCUUAGACCGUAUCGGUCAGCGGAACCUUCCACUGAGUGGCGAUUAUAGUUUCUUAGGAAACGGUUCUGGAGUCAAUGUGUACGUCGUGGAUACAGGGAUCUUCCCAGGUAGCUCUUUCUUUGGUGGUCGAGCAAAGGUAGCCUAUGACUCGGUCGGAGAUGGACAAGCUUAUGGCAUUGAUUGCAAUGGUCACGGCACCCACUGCGCCGGGACCAUAGGAGCGGAGAUAUUUGGAGUUGCCCCGGGUGUUAACCUCUUCGGAGUACGUGUCCUCGACUGCCAAGGAAGCGGUACAGCUGCUGGCGUCAUCGCAGGUUGUGAUUUUGUUGCGCGUUCAGCUAUGAAACCCGCCAUAGCUUCUAUGUCACUAGGAGGCUUUGCGCAGCCGGCGUUGGACGAUGCUGUGAGAGGGAUGUUUCAUGCUGGCGUUACCACAAUGGUUGCGGCGGGCAAUUCCAACAAUGACUCCUGUUUAUUCUCACCAAGCAGAGUCAGAGAGGUCAUAACGGUUGCUGCUACGGCUAUCAACGAUCGCCGGGCUUCUUUCUCCAAUUAUGGUAGUUGUGUUGACCUGUUUGCCCCGGGUGUGAAUAUCCCCAGUGCGGCAAUAGGCGGUGAGGAGUAUAUCGCAGCAUUCAGCGGAACGUCUAUGGCUUGUCCUCACGUGGCAGGUGCUGCGGCUAUUGCUCUUGGCAAAUCUGGAUCGAUGACCCCUGCUGAACUGAAAACCAAGAUGCUCGAUGACACAACUCCAGACGUGGUUGCCGAUGUAUCUGGCUCUCCGAACCUCCUUCUUUACGUGCCAUAACAACCUGAACAGACUUGGACACCAGGUGGGUGUUUCAUAAAGCUUUUCGUAAAGUUACGAACGACUUUACGC
This is a messenger RNA of Lytechinus variegatus (green sea urchin), 1209 nucleotides long. Its product is annotated as aqualysin-1-like. Gene Ontology annotation, molecular function: serine-type endopeptidase activity. The coding region runs from base 1 to 1137 and encodes 378 amino acids. Gene Ontology annotation, biological process: proteolysis. NCBI's taxonomy places the organism in Eukaryota, Metazoa, Echinodermata, Echinoidea, Temnopleuroida, Toxopneustidae. The transcript has 8 exons. The record is from RefSeq and is a predicted model, not a curated record.